GUGCAACGACAAAACUUACCAAUUGUUUUACUGAGUUCCCUUAUUCUAUUUUUUUCGUUUUGGUGGUACAAAACUGUAAAACGGUUAGAAAACUAAGGUUUUGGUUGUUAAAAUAUAAAUAUUUAUUAAUUACUAGUGAAGUAGGUUACUUAGAGUGGUUUCUGCGCCGGAUUACUGAAAUAAGAUUUUGCCGGUGUUUUCAAGAUGUAUGUCCGCAUUAAAGCAGACUGGUUGAAAGAGGUCGAGAAAAGAGAACUUGUGAUUACGAUUUCCAAGAGAGCAUUCGUUUUGGAUCUUAAAAAGGCCAUUGAGGCUGAGAUCCAUAUCAACACAACCUUACAACGGUUGUUUUAUAAAGGGAAAGAGUUGCAUGACAAGCAACAGCUUUUUGAAUACGCCGUUGUGCCAAAUGAUGUUAUAACGGUGUUUAAAAAGCAUGUGGUAGAAGAUGACGCAGUUCCUGGCCAUAGCAAAACAGUCGAGGAACCAAAGGAGAAGACCACAACAGAGGUUGAAGAUGCGGUGUCUGCUUUUUAUAAAGUUGGGGAUAAAGUUGACACAAAAUGGAUGGAUAUGGGAAAUUGGUCCGAAGGGACCAUUACAAGGAUAUCUAAGCCCAUUGGGAAAGACAGUAAUGAGGAAUCUGAUCUUCUGUUUGAGGUCAAAAAUGAAGAUCAUGUGUCUGUUUUUCCAUAUACUGACAAUGCUAAGUUCAGCAAUAUUAGACCUCGCAGCUAUUACACUUACAAAAUCCCAGAGCUAAAGCCAGGCAUGAAAGUUUUGGUUAAUUACAAUAAGGACACCCCAACCUCGAGAGGGUUUUGGUACGAUUGCAUUUUGAAAGAAGUGGGUUCGCUCGAUAUUGUAGGAACUUUACUAGAUGACGAAACUACAAUGGAAUGCAAUAUUAAGUUUAUUCAAGAGAUCAUGCGCAUAGAAGAGCCGCAAUUGUUGGAAAACCGUAACAAUGCUAAUUUAAAUAAUGAAAAACCAAGAAUCUACCCAGUGCACUGUGAAAAGUGCAUGGACAAUAGGCAGAAAGUUUGUAAAUUUUGUGGCUGUCACGUCUGCAGUGGCAAGAGCGAUUAUGAUAAGUUGCUUUUGUGUGACGAGUGUGAUGCAGGCUUUCACAUAUUUUGCUUGGAUCCUCCUCUGGAUGGGAUACCUGAUGGUGACUGGUACUGUCCAUCUUGUAAAACCGACGACUCAAAAAUUGUAAAGCCUGGCGAGAAGAUCAAACCUAGCAAAAAGAGGGAAAAAAUGCCGAGUAAACAAAAAGAAACCACACGAGAUUGGGGGAAAGGAAUGGCAUGUGCGGGACUCACCAAACACAAUAAUCUGGUGAAGAAAUCCCACGUGGGGGCCAUACCGAACGUCGAGGUUGGAUUUUGCUGGAAGUUCAGACAUGGAGUUGCUGAAUCUGGUGUACAUCGGCCGCCCGUUGCUGGAAUUCACGGACAGGAAGCAGAUUGUGCAUACAGUAUAGUUCUUUCUGGUGGUUACGAAGACGACGUGGACAAUGGAAAUGAGUUUUAUUAUACUGGAUCGGGAGGCCGAGAUCUAAGCGGAAACAAAAGGAUCGGCCAUCAAAGUUUCGAUCAAGAACUGACACGUACCAAUAAAGCUUUAGCGCUGAAUUGCAACGCCCCGUUCGACAAGAAAAACGGUGCCGAGUCCAAAGAUUGGAAAAAAGGCAGACCCGUUCGCGUCGUCAGGAGCUACAAGCUUAAAAAACAUUCCAAGUUCGCUCCCGAGGACGGUUUCAGAUACGACGGCCUCUACAAAGUGGUGAAGUAUUUUCCCGUAAAGGGCAAAUCCGGGUACUUGGUGUGGAGGUACCUUUUGAGGAGGGACGAUCCCGCGCCUGCGCCGUGGGAGAGCGACGCUAAGACUUUCGACAUGAUUUAUCCCCCGGGAUUCUUGGAAGCCCAGGAGGCAAAACAAAGGGCGGAAUCUGCUAACCAAGAAAAUUCAAAAUCCUCGAAACGCAAACGCGGUAAUGAGUCCGGCGACAAGAUUAAAAACAAGUUCCCAAGACUCGAAGCUUAUGCAUUGGACGUGAAAGUGAAAAAUGCUAUAACGGCAGACAAAAUAAACGAGAAGAUGUGGUCAGAGUGCCAGAGCGUUCUGAAAGAGGGAAGGAAGAAAUUCCUAGAUAAAGUCGAGGAAACAUUUAGGUGCGUCAUCUGCUUGGAGCUGGUUUUCCAACCGGUUACAGGGCAGUGCGGCCAUAAUUUCUGUCAGGCAUGCUUGAAAGAAUACUUCAACUGCUGCUUGUUGAAUUUGUAUUCGUGCCCCUAUUGCAGGGAACGUUUUGAGAAGGACUUGGUUAUGGGGGAGCAGGUCAAUACCAACCUAAGAAGUGCGCUGAAUUUGCUUUUCCCGGGCUACAAGACCCAUUAAAUUUAAGUAUUGAUUUAUUAUUUCAAUAUUCCUUUGCUCAGCUUUAGUUAAUUGCGAGUUUACUUUACCGUAAGGCUAGUGAUUCGAUGUUAUGAACUGCAAGCCUAGAUUAUAAUAACCAGGUCAGUAAGUUCUAAUUUCUUCCAUUUUCGUCAAAAGCACGGUCGAACUGGUUGUUAUAAUAUGUUGUGCUGCAACUCAGUAUUAUUUAAUUUUUUAGAAUUUUUUGAAGUUAGUGUUGCUCCACUGCAGAGUGUAUGGUUGAUGCUGUUUCAAAUGUCUCGAAGCCUUAGUGAUCGAGGCAAUGGUGGCCAGUCCAAGGUAGCCUUAAACCUUAGCGACACCAAAUUCUCAUGCAUAGGCAUUGAACGGGGUCAAUUUUAUUAAUAUGAUAAUGAUUUGAAUAAUUUAUUUAUAAAAUUCGUGCAUAGAACAAGUUUCACAGCAAUUGCAAGCACGUGAUGAAAGAGCAGUUAACAAUUAAUAGGUAUAGCUAGUACCUAUAUUUUCUUUAGCUGGUUUUCUGUUCUGAAACUAUAUGGCCCUAUGAGAAUGUAUAUUUUACCAGCGGAGUGUUUAUUUGAGUAGUUUAAAAGCUAGCUGGAUAUUAUAUGAACUACUAUUCAAGCUAAUUUAUAAACUAUGUAAGAUUGCUCACCAAAAUACAAAGUACACAAAAUUUUUACUAGUCCUCUUUAGUUUAUAGUUAAUUUGAUAGACAUAUCUUGUGUAGUUUGUAAAGUGGCUGGAUAGUAUACAAACUAGGCAAUUCUGGAAGCCAAAGGAGGUCGCAAAGUCCAGAAAAUUAUAUUAUUUACAAUUCUCUUGAAUUCCUCCUGCGUCGAUUGUUGACAAAUACAGUUUGUUGACGUUUCGCCUAGUUAUUGGCCCAAAUGUCAACUAAUUCUAUUGAUCAGCAACUGACGCAUGAAGAAUCCAGGGGAAUUGUAAAUAAUAUGACAGUUUUUUUGAAAAAGAUAGACUGAUUCAUUGUAUAUCAUAUUGUGGAUGACUCUUGGUAUACAUACGCACAUGGAAGUUGCAGCCACCUGUUGAAAAUAUCGAAAUUUAAAUCAUUUUAAGCAGUUUUUUUCAAAUAAAUUUUUAUACACAAAAAUUUAAAUUGACACAAAAAAAAAUUCAUACCAUCCUCGUGCAGCUGAAAUUUUAAUAUUAUUUUAUGAUAUCAGAGGGUGAGAAAUAUUUUGAUUUAUUAAAGUCUAAAUUAAUAUAUGCCUUUUUGAGACAGAGCGUUACAGGUGCCAUUUUUUAAGAUGGUGUCGUCCAUGUGAUUGAGUAUUUGUUUUUAUUUUACGAUUAGUGUUCUUCCAAAAAAAUUAUAAUUGAAAUUACACAAAUAAAAAUAUGUAAAAUAUGCAUGAAUGAAAUUGACAGUUUUUUGGCUUUAAAUAAUGUUAAAUAAACAUUUUAAAUAUGCAGUCUUUUUUAAUUACAAAAUAUUAAAGUGCUUUUAUGAUUAUCUCCAUAAGAAUACAGAGGUUACAAUUUUAUUAUUUAAUUUUAGAUAUUUAAAUUGCUAAAAGAAUGUAAAAAAAGUAAAAACCAAAAAAAAUCUGCUUAAAAUGAUUUAAAAUUCGAAAUUUUCACCUGUACAGGUAGACUGCACAAACGCAAACGCAAUCACUUCCAAGAGUCAGAUGUUUCUCAUGUAUAUCACAAGUUGUCUAUAAUAUGAGAUACAAAAUAUCAGCAUAUUCAAUUUUCUUUCCAAAAACGUUUCUACAGCCUAUACUAUAAUGAGACACAUAGCUUGUAUAAUGUCCAGGUAAUUUUUGAACAUAGCGAAGUACACCUCCAGCAUAAACUUUCCUAUUAUAUUCCUUAAAAUAUUUAUAAAUUGACAUGUGAAAACAAUUAUUUCUAUUUUGGAUUGAAUAAAUUUGCUAUAAAUUGAUUUUUAUUUUUUAAAAAGCGUAAGAGGGAGUCAAUCUUCCUUGUGCACUGGGUAGUUCUGUCUUUUUUUCAGAUCUUACCUUAUAAAGGAUAAAAACGUACUCACUGCGCAAAGAAAGUCUCAACUAGAUUCGCUAUAAAUAUAAAAUAGAAUAAAUUUAUUGAAUUGAUUGUAAAAUACAGAUCAGCUGGGACUCUUUAAAACAGUCAGCUAAGCAAUAAAUCAUAAAGUAGCUUUUAAAAUCA
This is a messenger RNA of Cylas formicarius (sweet potato weevil), 4563 nucleotides long. Its product is annotated as E3 ubiquitin-protein ligase UHRF1-like. The record is from RefSeq and is a predicted model, not a curated record. The coding region runs from base 205 to 2403 and encodes 732 amino acids. Gene Ontology annotation, molecular function: ubiquitin protein ligase activity; protein binding. Gene Ontology annotation, biological process: negative regulation of gene expression via chromosomal CpG island methylation; protein ubiquitination. The transcript is spliced from 11 exons. Lineage: Eukaryota; Metazoa; Arthropoda; Insecta; Coleoptera; Brentidae.